AGUUGAAUCAGUCGGUUAAGAAUCAAGGAUGAAGACAGUGCUCAUCACAGGAGCCAACAGAGGCCUCGGCCUUGGUAUGGUGAAAUAUCUUACUCACUGCAAAAAGUCGCAGAGAAUUAUCGCAACUUGCCGAAACGAAUCCGAGGAACUAAAACAAUUGUCGGAGAAAAAUCAUAAUGUAACAAUAUUACAUUUAGAUGUCACAAACUUUUCUGGUUACGAUAAUUUGACGGCACAGAUAAAAAAUAUCGUCGGAGACCAAGGACUUAAUCUGUUAAUCAAUAAUGCCGGUAUAACAACCAAAUUUACUAAACUGGGGCUGGUGAAGACCGAGCAGCUGAUGGACAACCUCACGGUGAACACUGUUGCACCGAUCAUGCUCACUAAGAGUCUGCUGCCACUAUUGAAGCGAGCAGCCGAGCUUUACAGUGGCGAGGCAGUGGGAGUAGAGCGAGCCGCCGUCAUCAACAUGAGCUCUGUGCUUGGUUCCAUAGCGCAAAAUGAUCAAGGCGGCUUCUACCCCUACAGAUGUUCAAAGGCGGCGCUAAACGCGGCAACGAAAUCAAUGAGCAUCGACUUGAAGAAGGAGAGCAUCCUCGUUGCUUGUAUGCAUCCCGGCUGGGUUAAGACCGACAUGGGCGGGAAAAACGCUCCCUUAGACGUUGACUCGAGCGUUGCGGGAAUUUUCAAUACCAUAGAGAACUUAGGAGAGGCUGACAGUGGCAAGUUUUUACAAUAUGACGGUACUGAAAUACCUUGGUAAUGUUUUGAAAUUGGUACAUUAAGUCCUGUUUUGAAUAAAUAAAAUACUGCUGAUCAAAACUUGCGUGAUUAUUGAAC
Messenger RNA from Bombyx mandarina (wild silkworm), 840 nucleotides. RefSeq names its product SDR family oxidoreductase sniffer (gene sni). Gene Ontology annotation, cellular component: cytoplasm. The record is from RefSeq and is a predicted model, not a curated record. Lineage: Eukaryota; Metazoa; Arthropoda; Insecta; Lepidoptera; Bombycidae. Gene Ontology annotation, molecular function: carbonyl reductase (NADPH) activity.